Messenger RNA from Pyricularia pennisetigena, 189 nucleotides. RefSeq lists its product as uncharacterized. NCBI's taxonomy places the organism in Eukaryota, Fungi, Ascomycota, Sordariomycetes, Magnaporthales, Pyriculariaceae. Bases 1 to 189 code for a protein of 62 amino acids. The record is from RefSeq and is a predicted model, not a curated record. The transcript has 2 exons.
AUGAAAUCGACCAUUUUCCCCACUACCGCCGCAGCUUCAUUAGCCUCUGUGUCCGUCGUAACUGUUGUUGCCCCGGACGAAGAUGCUUCAGAUGAUACACCAGCGCCGACCAUUGGAGGCAUCCAGUGUUUUGACAUGCGCGCCGUUGUGACUGCUCUUGGAUCAGCGGCCUCGCGCCAGCAGGUAUGA